AUGAACUUAACAUCUAUACCUAAAAACCAUUUCAAUUACAUUACACCAGCAGCCUGCUCAGGGACUCCCGAAGAGCCUGCAGACGGGACUUCCCCGGGCCGGGAGGCUAAGGGGCUGUACCGCACAAUGGGGUUAGGAGCUGAAAACGCAGACAGUAUCGGUGCCGUGCUGAACAGUAAAGAUGACCAGCGGGAGAUCGCCGAAACCAGAGAAUUGUGUAGGGCUGCUUAUGAUACUUCUGCACCAAAUGCAAAACGCAAAUACCCAGAUGAGGGAGAAGCUGAUGAGGAAGAGAUUGAAGAAUAUAAGGAUGAAGUAGAGCUGCAGCAAGAUGAAGAGAACCUGCCCUAUGAAGAAGAGAUUUACAAAGAUUCCAGUACCUUUCUUAAGGGUACUCAGAGCUUAAAUCCACACAACGAUUACUGCCAGCACUUUGUGGAUACAGGACACAGACCCCAGAACUUCAUCAGAGAUGUUGGCUUAGCAGAUAGGUUUGAAGAAUAUCCAAAACUUAGAGAGCUCAUCAGAUUGAAGGAUGAGCUGAUAUCUAAAUCUAACACUCCUCCCAUGUACUUACAAGCAGACUUGGAAGCUUUUGAUAUUAGGGAACUGAAGUCCAAAUUCGAUGUCAUUCUCCUGGAACCACCACUGGAAGAAUACUACCGAGAGACUGGCAUUACUGCCAAUGAAAAAUGCUGGACCUGGGACGAUAUCAUGAAAUUGGAAAUUGAAGAAAUUGCAGCCCCAAGGUCAUUUGUGUUUCUGUGGUGCGGUUCAGGCGAGGGUCUGGAUCUUGGCCGAGUGUGUCUACGCAAAUGGGGUUACAGAAGAUGUGAGGACAUUUGCUGGAUUAAAACGAAUAAGAACAAUCCUGGAAAGACCAAGACUCUCGACCCUAAGGCUGUUUUCCAAAGAACCAAGGAGCACUGCCUCAUGGGCAUUAAAGGAACUGUGCGUCGCAGUACAGACGGUGACUUCAUCCAUGCUAAUGUUGACAUUGACCUGAUCAUCACAGAGGAGCCUGAAAUUGGCAACAUAGAAAAACCUGUAGAGAUUUUUCACAUCAUUGAACAUUUCUGCCUUGGGCGACGACGUCUUCAUCUGUUCGGAAGGGACAGUACAAUUCGACCAGGUUGGCUGACUGUAGGACCCACUCUCACAAACAGCAAUUUCAACGCAGAAACGUAUUCUUCGUACUUCACAGCUCCAAACUCCCACCUGACCGGCUGUACCGAAGAGAUUGAGAGACUUCGGCCCAAGUCACCACCACCCAAGUCCAAGUCUGACCGGGGAGGUGGUGCUCCCAGGGGAGGAGGAAGAGGAGGGACUUCAGCAGGCCGAGGAGAAAGGGGCAGAGAGAGGAACAGAACUAACUUCCGGGGUGAGAGGGGUGGCUUCAGAGGGGGACGUGGAGGUACCCACAGGGGAGGCUUCCCCACCCGCUGAUGACUGUUAGGUAAUCGCUUCUUCCCCCGGUCCUUUGCCUCAUCUCUGAAUCUCUUUCUUAGUCUUGUUCUUGCUGAAGUGAAUUGUUCUGGGGCCUCACGCUAGAUGACUUCUAAAAUCGGUUUUGGCGCAAGCCGUUACGGAUAGCCUGCCUUCCAGUGACCGGCCCAGGCCAGGCCCCGCACCUGACGGUACUAAAGUGGGCCUCCCGGCAGCUUCUGUUUGUCAAAGCAGAGCGCACCAUCUCUUCAAACCACGGGUAGGAUUGAAGAUACUUGCUCUUCCCUCACGAAGCUUGCAAGGUGUGGGCUUUUUUUUAACUGUUGUUUUCUCCAAAACAUGAAUUCCUCUUCCUUCUUUGAAGGUUCAGGCUUGGACUGACUUAGAAUUAAUUGCGGUGGAGGGGGCAUGAAAUGCAGUUCUGAAUUGCAUGGCCAUAGCAGGCGUACUCUUAUUCAUGGAAGGGAAAGCGCUGUGUCUAUAUUGACACCUAUUUUAACUUCUCUGAAACUAAGGAGCAAAUGGAAUAAAUAGAAUUCUAUUUUUUCUUAUAUUUGGUUUAAAUUUCCCAAAUUAUUCCUGGGAACAGGGAACAAAUUUGCUUUUCAUUUGUGGUGUCUAUGCACUCGCUUUUCAUAUCUGUAGUGGGGAGAGUGGUAAUUCCAUGCAGUUGUCACGAAGUCACACAUUUAUAGGCAGUCCAGAACUUCUACAUAUGGGGUUUUCCGCCCAGCGUCUGCUCAUAACAAACAGCCUUGUUCCUUGGUAGGGAAAACCAGUGUUAUUGCAGAGCAGUUGCAAUGACCUCGCUGGAGGUGGCGUUGGAAAUGUGAGGCGGUGUUGGAAGAGUGAGUGCUUCCCAAGACCUGGGUGCGGGAACGGAACAGAGUGGCUGGCUUUGCCUGUGGGCCUUACGCCUGUUGGGAACAGCGUUUCCUGUGGGUCGUCAGCUCCAGAGUACCGUGUGAAAUGAAAGCCAUUCACUUUGGUAGGUACCAUAUUUGUUUUUAGCAAAACCAGAACUCUGAACUUCUUGGUCAGUAAUUGGUAGCCUGAACACGUCUGGCUGGCAAAGUCUCCAAGUUGUAGGUGUGGAUUUUGGAAAAUUGGCUUUUAAGUCUCACAAUGUUUCUCUCCUGAAGCCUAGCUUUUAAUAACUGUCCUGUAAAGUAGUGGAUUAUUAAACUUGUUUAUCAAAGCUAAUGUUGAAAUAUUUUUCUUAAUAUCGUGUGGGUUUGUUCUCCUUGAGGUUUUGGAAUUGCUCGGUUUUACUGUGGUUUCCUCCCUACUGUUGUAAAAGAGGUGGCGUAACUGUUCUUUUGGUGUAUGAAAUCUUAGCACAGAAACUUUUGUAGGGUCUGGCUGGCUUUGGGGCCUCGGUAGCGUGCUUGGUAAGGGGCUGCUAAAGUGCCAAUGACACUCGCCCACUGUUUGCAUUUUGUUUCUUCCUGUGUUACAUUCGUACAUCUGAGGAGCGACUGGCUUGGGGGGGUUGGUGUUUUAAGGGUGGUGCUCAGUGGGCUGGCCACAAAGUCUGCCGAAGGCUACUUGGAACAGCAUCCAGAUAGGUAACGUGCCAUAGUAAUUACAUGCCUAAGCAUGUUCUUACUCAACAAGUAAAUACUGGAGACAUUUAACCUUAGGAAGGCUGCUUUUGUGCCUGUGACAAAAGGUAUUUUUCUUUUUUUUUUCAAUUAGUAGAAAAUGUUAAUUCCCAUUUCCCCUUCUAAUUGUAUGUCUGUAGCUGACAGUUCAGGGCUUAAGCUACUCUUAACAUAGAGGGUCAGAGUACGCCCAAGAGGAGACUCAAAGGGAUUUUAAGACAUUGGGCAACUGUAAAUCCAGCCAUCCCUCCGCUUGAGACAUCUCUCCGCUUACCGACAGUGCUGGUCAGAAGUUGGUCGAAGGGCUGGGUGCGCUGCGCAGGUGAGUGGGCAAAGCUCGCGGGGAGUUGAGGUCCUUCCCCAGCGCAGCGUCACGAGCUCUUCGCGUACAUUUGUAGACAGGGAAUGCUUUGUUCAGUGGCCUGGGGUUUAGGAUGCAAACUAAACACUCUUGAUCUGACAAUGGAAGUUAAAUGGCAUUAAGUCAAGGGAUUAAUUUUCAAAUACUUGGAUGUUUUAAAAUCCUUGGCAGGGGAUAGAAAUAGCCAGCAUGCACUUCAGAAAAGAAUAAAUGAUCAAUUCAAGCCCAUUACAUGGGAAACAUCUAACAGUAUUUUGUUUUUUGACUGUGGCUUUUUAGGGACAUGCUGAAUAACCCAAAAGUGCUAGAGACUGAGGUCCGUGGUUCCUGUAUAUAGCAGAAAAAAUUAUUUCCCCUUGGUAAAAUUGGUGAAGCAGGUUGCAGCGUUAUUGCUGUAGUCGAAAUUGCCCAGUGCGAUGGGCUGGAGGUCAACGUAGUAACAUGGGGGGAAGCUUACUCAUCUGCUUCAUAACGGGGUCCUUCUCAGGGGUGCAAAAGCAAGCAGCAGGUAAGUUCUGUGGCAAAACAUGAAGUAAGUUUGAGUAUAAUUAUUGCAGCAAUUAAAAAGGAGAAAGGAAAAAAUAAAGCCUAAUUACUGUAAAUCUGCAUUGAGUAUUACAGUCCUGUAUUACAGGAGUAUUGAGAUAUAUAUCAAUACUGA
Molecule: messenger RNA, 4072 nt
Organism: Egretta garzetta (little egret)
Lineage: Eukaryota; Metazoa; Chordata; Aves; Pelecaniformes; Ardeidae
Gene: METTL14
Product: methyltransferase like 14
Exons: 11
Coding region: 1-1446 (481 amino acids)
Cellular component (GO): RNA N6-methyladenosine methyltransferase complex; nucleus
Molecular function (GO): mRNA binding
Source: RefSeq, a predicted model, not a curated record